CAAUAUAUAUAGUGAAAACUGUUAUGGUAUAUAAGUCGUAAUAUUACAGUUAGAACAAUUGCAAAUGGCAUCACUCGGGAGACUAGAUGGAAAGAUUGCACUUAUCACAGGUGCUAGUUCUGGAAUAGGUCAGGGAACAGCCAUUUUGUUUUCUAAACUUGGAGCAAAGUUAGCAAUAACAGGAAGAAAUGAUGCUAACCUGAAAAAGACUGCCGAUGAAUGUGAGAAAAACGGCGGAGUGAAGCCAUUAAUGAUAGUAGCAGAUUUGUCAAUGGAAGAGGACACCAAAAGGGCUGUAGAAGAAACUAUUAAAUGUUACGGACACUUACAUGUUCUUGUUAGUUCGGCAGGGAUUGUGGAAGUUGGGGAGUGUGGAAACCCAAACAUUAGAACAGUCAGUGUUCCAUAUUACACAGCUAUGUGUUCCAAAUUUAUUCAAGGUUUAUUCUUGUUACUAUACAGAUUCCCUAGGCUAUCCGUAAUAGUUUCUUUCCACAUCCGAAUUUGGUUUGUCAGUUACAAAAACGAAAGGUCAAGAAAUAUGGCGACAACACUUGGAAAUCUUGCUGGCAAAGUUGCUUUAAUAACCGGAGCAAGCUCUGGUAUAGGUGCAGCUACAGCAGAAUUGUUUGCUAAACUUGGUGCCUCGUUAGUAUUAACUGGACGUAAAGUGGACAAUUUGAAAGCUGUUGGGGAAAAGUGUACCCAGUGUAGUGGGAAUACACCAUUACUGAUACCGGGCGAUUUAAGCAAGGAAGAUGACACCAAGAAUUUAGUGAAGAUAACAAUAGAGCAUUACAAGAGGCUAAAUGUACUGGUAAACUGUGCAGGUAUCAUAGAGCUAGGAAGUAUAGAAAAUACAAGUUUAGAACAAUUUGAUCGGAUGUUCAAUAUCAAUGUUAGAUCAAUAUAUCAUCUAACCAUGUUAGCAGUCCCACACCUUGUAGACACCAAAGGAACUAUUGUCAAUGUUUCCAGUGUAAAUGGCAUGAGAUCAUUCCCUAAUGUUCUUUCAUACUGUAUGUCUAAGAGUGCUCUAGACCAGUUUACAAGAUGUACAGCAUUAGAGCUGGCUCCUAAACAAGUCAGAGUAAACAGUGUAAAUCCAGGGGUAACGGUAACAGAACUUCAGAAGCGUGGGGGUCUAGAUGAGGAAGCUUAUGCAAAGUUCCUGGAGAGAUCUAAGGAGACUCAUGCUUUAGGUCGCCCAGGACAACCAGAUGAAGUGGCAAAAGCUAUUGCCUUCUUAGCCUCAGACGAUUCUUCCUUCAUUACUGGAGCAUGUGUACCUGUUGACGGGGGAAGACAUGCAAUGUGUCCAAGAUAAGAUAUUCGGUCAAUGAUGUUUGACCGUGUCUGUGAUUUCGUGCUCUCUUUAUGGGGUGAAUUAUACAUGACCACUCUGUGACAUUUUGAAAGAAAAUUUCCAAUAGGCCACACCAAAUUGAUUUAUUUGUUGUUGACUUUCUCAACAUUAAUACUUACAAUACUGAAUCACCAUCUUUAUUGAUAAAAAAAGUCACUUUCAUGGUUAAUUGCAAUUUUUUGAUAGUUUUAGAAUAAGUUCACUAAAUGUUUGGCAAUAUAAAAGUGAUAUUAAAAGUUUAAGACUACCUACAUGUUUUUUUGUCUUACAGAAAAUUUGUUUAAGUAUGACCCUAUACUUUUGAGGAAUUUCAUAUUAUUUUAGUUUUUUUUAUUAAAAUUGGAAUAUGUAUAUAUUUGUUUUAAAUCUUUGUAUUUUUAAAUAAGUCACAAGUAUGUAACAUUAAUGUAUCAUGUGGAUUCAAUAUUUACAGUGAUGGUUUGAAAAAGAGCAUCAUAAAGCAUUUUAUUUUGCAGUUUCUGCGUUUUUUUUAAUUAUUGCAACUACACGUAUAAUUGAAUAUAUGUUGACAUAUGGGUCAUUUUCAAAAAAUGUUGAAUUUUGAAAUUUCAAAAUUGAUUAAAAGUUACUAAUUCAAACAACCCUCGUCAUAAGCAAAUCAAAACAAACAGUACUUGUGGAACAACAUAUAAAAAGAUGCAAUCUUGAUAAUGUCAUACAAGAAUGUAUUGAAACAUGUUUUGAUAGGUGGUGCAAUAUUUUGUCUCUCCUGUUACCAUGUUCAAAAGAAAUUUGGGGUGAUUUAGAAAAGGUUUCAAUAACAUUUUAAGCUUGUUUUUCAUAGCCAAUAAAAUGGUUUUCAAGAGUAAAAAUUUCUAUAUAUUUUCAUUCUGUGAAAAGAUAGAUUAUUUUUCAAUUUUCUAUUUGUACUGAAAAAUGCCUUCAAAAAAUUGGUUUUCAAAGGUUAUAAAAAUAACCAACAGUGAUGCAAGUCUAAGAUAGCAAUCCAUAAUGUUCAGAAUUUUUUUUCUCUUUCUAAUAAACCCAACAUCAAGUAAUUCCCUCCCAAGUUGGUUUACUUUUGUCUUUAUUUUAUUGGUAACAGGAACGUACGUUAAUGAUAUAUCAUCAUAUUAGGUUCUAUCCUUUACCCUUUUUGUCUAUCCUGUUACCGAUAGCAGUAUUGCAUCUGCAAAUGCUACGUUAUGAAGGUUAAGACGUUAUAACCUUUGAAUGAGUGAGUUCAAACAACGAAACAUUUCAUUAUGUGUACAAAACUAUAUGUAAUUAUAAACUUUUAAAAGACGUUUCUGUCAAAUAUUGUCUAUCCUGUUACUGUAACCAUAGUAACAGGAUAGACAAAUUUCUUCAUUUAUGAAUGCUGUUGUGAAAUAACUACUCCCUUUGGUGAAGUGAUAAUGUUUUUCUGUUGUGAUUUUGGUUUCCAACACGUUAUUGCACUUUUUACAAGUAUAAUAUUGGUGUAAUUAAUAGAUAUGUUGGUAACAGCAUAGACAUGAUAAAAGGGUACCCACUAAUUUUUUUCACUAAAUGUCCUGAAAUUUCUUUUCUCUAUACUGCUAAGCAAGAAACUUGCUGUGUUAAAUAUUUUUGUUUCUUUGCGCUUUUGAAAUCAGCACUGACUAGUUUAAUAUUCAUAGGGAACAAUUUAACGGUUGAUUUAUGUAGCUGUAACAGGAUGGACAUGAACUUCAUGUACGCUGAUUGAAUUUAGUUUUGUAGAAAAAAAUGUUACAUAGAAUAAUAAAGAAGCUGCGAUUUUCGUUAGAGUUAUUAUUAACAUUCUAAAAAAGUCCCUUUUGCAGAUAUCAACGCAAACAGAAAAUAUGAAAAAAAUCAUUUGAAAUGUGUUAUGUUGACACUGUACGCACAUAAAUUACGCACAAAUUGGUCUUAGAUAUAUUUUAAUCUUAUCAAUAUAGAUCUAAAUCGUGUUUAUUAUUGAUGUUCUGAAUCAUAAAUUCUACAAACUUUCAUUCAAACACUUACAACUGCAUUUUCCUUCAGAAAUAAAAAAAUUAGCAUAGGUGUACUGAAAAUUCGACAUUUUUUUUAAAUGACCCAUAUACUAAAUGGUAUGAUAAAGAUCAAAGGACAGAUUCAGAAUAAGAAUUAUUGUAUCUAUUAAUCAUGUUAAUCUUUAUUCAGGAUAAAAGAAAUUUGUGAUUUAAAGAAAAUAAUUUAAAUAUAUUUUUAAAAAGUGUGAAA
Messenger RNA from Mytilus californianus (California mussel), 3556 nucleotides. RefSeq names its product glucose 1-dehydrogenase-like. The transcript has 14 exons. Lineage: Eukaryota; Metazoa; Mollusca; Bivalvia; Mytilida; Mytilidae. Bases 65 to 1327 code for a protein of 420 amino acids. The record is from RefSeq and is a predicted model, not a curated record. Gene Ontology annotation, molecular function: oxidoreductase activity.